Molecule: messenger RNA, 1624 nt
Organism: Cottoperca gobio
Lineage: Eukaryota; Metazoa; Chordata; Actinopteri; Perciformes; Bovichtidae
Product: acidic mammalian chitinase-like
Exons: 13
Coding region: 209-1624 (471 amino acids)
Biological process (GO): carbohydrate metabolic process
Cellular component (GO): extracellular region
Molecular function (GO): hydrolase activity, hydrolyzing O-glycosyl compounds; chitin binding
Source: RefSeq, a predicted model, not a curated record
GUGAAUGACAGAGAAAGAUGAGGUUCAGUCUGCGCUGCAAGGAACUUGUUGAAGCAUACGCAGCUUCAUCAAUGUGAUGACCUAUGAUUUCCAUGGAGCUUGGGAGCGAUCCACUGGACACAACAACCCACUGUACCGUGGCUCACAUGACAGUGGUGAUCUUGUCUACUUCAACACUUAAUCCAGUGAAGUUGUGAAAAGUGAUUUCAUGAUGACCAGGCUCACAAUUCUAGCAGGGCUAUGUCUGGUGAUAUGCCAGCUGGGAUCUGCCACCCAGAUGAUAUGUUACUUCACCAACUGGUCGCAGUACAGACCUGGUGAGGGGAAGUACAUGCCACAAGAUGUGGACCCCUUCCUGUGCACCACCCUGAUCUACGCCUUCUCCAUCAUUAACAGUAACAACGAGCUGGUUACCUAUGAGUGGAAUGAUGAUGUCCUCUACAAGUCUUUCAAUGGCCUGAAGUCCAAAAAUCCUCAUCUGAAGACUCUUCUGGCUGUUGGUGGAUGGAACUUUGGUUCAGGACAAUUCUCCAUCAUGGUGUCCACUCCAGCCAAUCGUCAGAAGUUCAUCCAGUCUACUAUCAAAUUCCUGAGGACUCAUGGAUUUGAUGGUCUGGAUCUGGACUGGGAGUACCCUGGUGCUCGUGGAAGUCCUCCAGAGGACAGACAGCGGUUCACUCUGCUCUGCAGGGAGCUCAAUGUAGCCUACGCAGCUGAGGCAAAGGCCACCAGCAAUCCUCAGCUCAUGGUGACUGCUGCAGUGUCUGCUGGAAAGGGAACUAUUGAUGCUGGAUAUGAGAUUGCUGAGAUUGCCAAGGAACUGCAAUUCAUCAAUGUGAUGACCUACGACUUCCAUGGAACUUGGGAAAGGUUCACUGGACACAACAGCCCACUGUUCCGCGGAUCCAAGGACCAUGGUGACCUCAUCUACUUCAACACCGACUAUGCCAUGAAAUACUGGAGGGACAACGGCACCCCAGUGGAGAAGCUAAGAAUGGGAUUUGCAGCUUAUGGUCGUACCUUCCGUCUGACAUCAUCAAACACUGCUGUUGGAGCCCCAGCUAGCGGCCCUGCAUCAGCCGGACCAUUUACACGUGAAGCUGGAUUCUGGGCCUACUAUGAGAUCUGUGGCUUCUUGAAGGGCACCACCCUUCAGUGGAUUGAUGACCAGAAAGUUCCCUAUGCCACCAAGAACAACGAGUGGGUGGGAUUCGACACCAGGGAGAGCUAUGAGACCAAGGUGCGUUAUCUGCAGGAGCAGAAGUUCGGUGGUGCCUUUGUGUGGGCCCUCGAUUUGGAUGACUUUGCAGGACGAUUCUGCGGAGAGGGCGCUCACCCUCUGUUGUCUCAUCUCCACAAACUUCUUGCUAUUGAACUGCCCCCACUGCCCCCUACCACCACCCCCAAACCUGGUGCUAGCACCACAUCCCCUCCAACCACCACCACCACCACCACCACCCACGCCCCAGGAUCUGGCUUUUGCAAUGGAAAACCUGACGGCCUGUACCCACACGCAGAGGACAGCAACAGCUUUUACAUGUGCGCUGGCGGAAUCACCCAUGUGAGCAAAUGCGGAGGCGGAUCUGUGUUUAAUGACAGCUGCAAGUGUUGCGCCUGGCCAUGA